Molecule: messenger RNA, 3123 nt
Organism: Chinchilla lanigera (long-tailed chinchilla)
Lineage: Eukaryota; Metazoa; Chordata; Mammalia; Rodentia; Chinchillidae
Gene: Hdhd3
Product: haloacid dehalogenase-like hydrolase domain containing 3
Exons: 2
Coding region: 441-1190 (249 amino acids)
Source: RefSeq, a predicted model, not a curated record
AACAGGCAGGGUGCGGUGAAGAUGGGCGAGAUCGGAGAGGCGCGGCGAGGGCGCACAGUGACAGUGACACGCGAGGUGGGGCUGUGGGCGCAGCCGCCUGCGGCUGUGCAGCUGCGAGAGCGGGAAGAAGAGAAGCAGAGGGCGGGGCGAGGAGGAGGAGCGGAGAUCGUGAUCCAGAGUCCGCCCAGUGCGUGCGCGCCCCAGGAGCGGAGAUCGUGAUCCAGAGUCCGCCCCGUGCGCGCUGCUGCGGUCUUCUCCGCUGUCGGCUUCUCCGAGAGCCAGGAUCUUGUGCUGUGAAGAAGUUUCCAAAGUGCCUCCUGUUAACCAGCAAUUCUGACCCACAGGGCCUGGAAAAAGAAGACUGUUAAGUCUGCAAGGGUGGUGGUGUCCUACUCAGUAACUCUCUGCACCACGGACUUGGGGCACACUUGGCCUUCUGCAUGGCACACCGGCUGCCACUCCGUCUACUGACAUGGGACGUGAAGGACACACUCCUCAGGCUCCGCCGCCCCAUAGGGGAGGAAUAUGCUGCUAAGGCCUGGGCCCAUGGGUUGAAAGUGGAGGCCACAGCCCUGGAACAAGCCUUUGGGCAAGUGUACAAGGCUCAGAACCACAGGUUCCCCACCUAUGGCCUGAGUCAUGGCCUCACCUCCCAACAGUGGUGGCAGGAUGUGGUCCUGCAGACCUUCCAAUUGGCAGGUGUCCGAGAUGCCCAGGCAGUAGCCGCCAUUGCUGACCAGCUCUACAAGGACUUCAGCAGCCCCUGCACUUGGCAGGUGUUAGAGGGGGCUGAGACCACACUGAGGAGGUGCCGAAAGCGGGGUCUGCAGCUGGCAGUGAUCUCAAACUUUGACCGGCGGCUAGAGGAUAUCCUGGUGGGUCUGGGCCUACGGGAACAUUUCGACUUUGUACUGACCUCCGAGGCUGCCGGCUGGCCCAAGCCAGACCCCCGCAUUUUCCACAAGGCCUUACAGCUUGCUCAUAUGGAACCAGCAGCGGCAGCCCAUAUUGGGGACAGUUACCGCUGUGAUUACCAGGGAGCUCGGGCUGUGGGCAUGCACAGUUUUCUGGUAGUUGGUUCAGAGCCUCUGGACCCCAUGAUCAGGGAUUCUGUACCUAAAGAAUAUAUUCUUCCCUCACUCUCCCAUCUCCUGCCUGCCCUUGACCAGGGUUCAGCCCCUGGGCUGUGAGUCUGGUGAAGAAGUUCACUGGGCCUAAACAAACGCUGGAGAUAGGGGGCCCCUCCUUUCUCCUAGAUAUGGACUGGGCUCCUCCCUGUGCAGCUGUGUAACUUGUUCUUUUUUGUUUUGUUUUUUUGUUUUUCCGGUACCGGGAACCGAACUCACAACCUUGUGCUUGCCAGGCAGGCACUGUGCCGCUGAGCUAAAUCCCCAGCCCCUGUGUAACUUGUUCUGACUAUAAAGGAGUGAGGGCUGAGCAUUGGGUCUUCCCCCACUCGCCAGCAACAGGUCUCUGAGCUCACUCAUUCUCACACCUAUGGCCCUUUCCUACCAUGAGCCUCCCACACCUCCACCCAUGUUCACUUUUGAGGGCUAGGUAUGCACCUCAGUGGGAGAGUGCUUGCCUAGCAUGGUGAAACCCUGAAUUUGAACACUAGCAGUGGAAAACAAAAAACAGGCCUUUUUGACCUUUUAGUAGCAUUGUCAUUGGGAUUCUGAAACCCCCGCUAUCAAAAUAAAGAACCUAGAGAAGCUGAAGCAGAAGUCCUAAGGCCUCUCAUUCAGCCUGAGACACCAGAGCUUAGUUUGGCAGUCAAAGUGCUAAGCUGUGCAGAGGGACACUGUAUACUAGCAAGCUUUAGUUUGAAAGGGAAGGAACUCUGCGGACAGCCUGCCCUGUGUUUGGUACGGUACUUCUUUAUCUGCAUAUGUAACCCUCAGAGCUCCCUAGUGGCCAGAGUGGUAUGACCCCAACUUACAAAUGGUAGGUAGCCUGCCUGAGGUCGCAGCAGGAGAGGGAACCAGGAUUGCAGUUUAGGCAUUCCUGACUCAAAAGCCUAUUGACUUGGCCAUUAGGUUUCAAGUAGAGAGGGACCCAUGUCACAUGAGGCAGAGCAGUGGAGAUCCUGGGAGAAUAGGAACAGUGCCCUGGAGGGUCCCCCAGUCAUAGGGAUACAUAGAGAUAGGAAAUGCAAUAGAAAUGGACUGGAGCUCAGGGCUGUGGGAGGAACAGUUGAAAGCUGAAAAAACAAAUUGGGUUUUAAAAGUUCCACUUGUUCCCUUAUCUCACCUAUCUACUUGGUAUUUACUGAAUACCCCUGCCUUGCCCUGUGUGAGGCACAGGGGAUACCAUAGGUUAAAAGCCUAGACAGAGCUAGGUGAGGUGGCCCACACCCGUUCUUCCAGCACUCUGGGAGGCUGAGGUGGGAGGAUCGAAAGUUCCAGUCCUGUCUGGGUAAUUUACUGACUUGGUGAGACCCCCAUCUAAAAAUAAGAAAGGGCUGGGAAUGUAGCUGAGAAGACUCUGGGUUCAAGUCCUCAGUACCAAAUUAAUAAUAAUAAUUUAAAAAGCAUAGUGACCCACAAAUGUGGUAUAUUGUUCUGGUGGCAAGAGCCAGGGGAAGGUCUGGAGAGGACACCGAGCUGGGUAUGGGGCUGGAGUGACAUUUGGGGAGGCAGAGAGAUGGGGGGUAUUCGUACAGCAGGCCUAUGAACUGUGGACUCCAGUCUGCUGCAGGGCGUUGGGUUGCGGGGGGACAUGGCUUUGGGGGCCUUCAGGUGACAAGCAGAAGAGGUUGGCUUUGAUUUAGAUACCUAGGCAGAGGCCAUGUCCAGGCAAAGGCUGGGACUGACAAAAUCUUUCUGUGUCUUUGUUGGGCCUGACUCCAAAGCCAGAUGACUUACCAGUAAUUCCUCAGAGUCAGGCAGUGCAGAGGUCAUGAGCUGUGGCCUCAGAGCUUCAAGCAUCUCAGAGAUCAUCUCAACCAAAAAUAUUGCCUAUCAGAGGCCUACGGACUUGAUCUACCCAGUAAAUACUGAACAAACCUAACAGUCAAAGAGAUUUCAUAUGAAGGUCUGGAGGCAUAGCUCAGUGGUAGCGCUUGCUUAGCAAAUGCUGGACUUGACCGCAGCACUGCAAAAAUAAAGAAAUUUCACAUAAAGA